This is a messenger RNA of Castor canadensis (American beaver), 422 nucleotides long. It is a transcript of the gene Atp5mf, whose product is annotated as ATP synthase membrane subunit f. NCBI's taxonomy places the organism in Eukaryota, Metazoa, Chordata, Mammalia, Rodentia, Castoridae. Gene Ontology annotation, cellular component: proton-transporting ATP synthase complex. The record is from RefSeq and is a predicted model, not a curated record. Gene Ontology annotation, biological process: proton motive force-driven mitochondrial ATP synthesis. Gene Ontology annotation, molecular function: proton-transporting ATP synthase activity, rotational mechanism.
GCGCCGCCCGGCUCAGCGGACAUCAGGACUCCAAGAUGGCGUCAGUCGUACCAUUGAAGGAGAAGAAACUCAUGGAUGUCAAACUCACAGAGCUGCCUAGCUGGAUACUGAUGCGGGAUUUCACCCCCUCGGGCAUCGCUGGAACCUUUCGGAGAGGUUACGACCGGUAUUACAACAAGUACAUCAACGUGAAGAAAGGGAGCAUCGCCGGCGUUAACAUGGUGCUGGCCUGCUACGUGCUUUUCAACUACUGCCGCUGUUACAAGGAACUCAAACAUGAGCGACGACGCAAGUACCACUGAAGAAGGGCCAGUGUGGAGGGCAUACUGCAUUCCUGACCAUGAACUCAAGCAUGUCUGAAUCCUUCCAAACCCCAACUGAGAAUAAAUUCCCAAUAAAAGGUGAAUGAUCUAUAUGCUGCU